Molecule: messenger RNA, 1301 nt
Organism: Erythranthe guttata (spotted monkey flower)
Lineage: Eukaryota; Viridiplantae; Streptophyta; Magnoliopsida; Lamiales; Phrymaceae
Gene: IBR5
Product: indole-3-butyric acid response 5
Biological process (GO): auxin-activated signaling pathway; negative regulation of MAP kinase activity; abscisic acid-activated signaling pathway
Cellular component (GO): nucleus
Molecular function (GO): MAP kinase phosphatase activity
Source: RefSeq, a predicted model, not a curated record
AUAAGGGUCAAUUUGCUCAAAAACUGUAGCAGCCGUCUUCCAAUUUCAAUUCAUCAGUUGGCUAAAUUCCGUGAAUCCAACUGAGUAUAUUAACACCGAGGCCGAGGGUUUCAGAAUCAAGAUUCGAAGAGCGUAAUUCGAAUCGUCAAAAAGGAAAUUAAUCAUGAGGAAGAGAGAGAGAGAGAACCCCUGCGGGAUUUGCGGGCACUACCACAAGUACGAGGAGGGUGAGGUCUGUGGCAUCUGCGGCCACCGCCUGGCCGUCGGUUCCGAGCAAUCCGCCUCCUCCUCCGUCCACGUCAGCGCCUUUCCGUCGGAGAUCUUGCCGGAGUUCCUUUACCUUGGAAGCUACGAUAAUGCCGCCCGCGCCGAGCUCCUCAAGUCUCAGGGCAUCUCACGUGUCCUCAAUACGGUGCCUGCUUGUCAGAAUUUGUACAAGAACUCUUUUACCUAUCACUGUCUCCAAUAUGAUCAAAAGUUGCCAUUUGAUGAUGCGAUUCAGUUUCUAGAACAAUGUGAAAAAGAUAGGGCGCGGGUUCUUGUGCAUUGCAUGUCCGGCAAAAACAGAUCCCCAGCCAUAGUAAUGGCUUAUCUGAUGAAAAGCAAAGGUUGGAAACUUGCACAAAGUUAUCAAUGGGUGAAAGAACACAGACCUUCAGUUGAACUAAACCAAGGGGUUUACGAGCAAUUACAGGAGUACGAGCAAAAUAUUUUCGGUUCAAUCCAGAACAAUGGUAUUGUGGUUCCAAGUUUGCCAUCCUUCAGCUUUGGCUUCUCAACUCCAAACGAUCCAUCAAUUUCAGUUCCAAUUUUCAAUAAUCCCAGUGUGGCUUCGAUAUUUUCGCGGGCCCCAUUUGAAAUCCCUCCUCAGGAGUUCACCUUUGGAGCUGGGCAAUCUCAGAAGAACAGUUCAGUCGACAACAACAGUCUUGUUGUUAAGGAUAUUACAAUGGAUGGUUUUUGACAAGUUUGGAUUCUCCGAGGAAAUAGUGAUCUGUCGAAAGUCCAGGUUUCGGCUUUUGACUAUGAAAUGUUAUUGCAUGCACAAAAGGGUGGGAAGGAGUACUGACGAGCCUGUGAUAUACUGAAGUGUAUUAAAACCUUGCCACAGCCAAUAUGUAUACUACGAGAAGGUUUCUUAAGAAUGAUUUGUUAGUUGAACGCGAGUUCUUUUUCCGUUAAUGUUUGGACAAUAAAACGAAAGACCAGAUACUGUGCCUUGCUUUAUCUUCCUUGAUUAUUUGAUCACUUAUUUUUAUUACUAUAAUCAUUGUUAGCAGGAAAGAGCCAACUUUGAACUG